This is a messenger RNA of Coffea eugenioides, 933 nucleotides long. RefSeq lists its product as uncharacterized. Lineage: Eukaryota; Viridiplantae; Streptophyta; Magnoliopsida; Gentianales; Rubiaceae. Gene Ontology annotation, molecular function: zinc ion binding; nucleic acid binding. The transcript has a single exon. The record is from RefSeq and is a predicted model, not a curated record. Bases 1 to 933 code for a protein of 310 amino acids.
AUGGAAAGAGCGCAGACCCCUUGGACCUGGGAAAAUUUUAUAAGGGAGUUUAAUGAAAAGUUUCUCCCGCCUUUGAUUCAAGAGAAACGGGAGGACGAAUUCAUAAAAUUGAGAUGGGGGGUUUCUAGUGUGGCCGAAUAUGAAGGGAAAUUUACUAAUCUUUCUAAGUACGCUCCGGAAUUGGUGACUAAUGAACGGAGAAGGAUAAGGUGCUUUGUACAAGGACUUAAUGCGGAGAUUCAAAAGGGGUUAGCAGCAGCCCGAAUCUCUACGUUCACUGAAACCCUAGAGAAAGCGCAGAGAGUCGAAAGUGCAAGGCUACAAGUCAAAGAUUUUUAUGCCAAAAAAAGAGGCGCUCCUAGUCAUCCUCUUGGACAAGCAGAUAAGGGUGUCCCACCUUCUAAAAAGGAAAAAGGAAUGGGAGGAGUGGAGAUACUUAGUACACCAAAAGGGACUCAAAACAGAGGAGGCCACAAUGGACGAGAUCAAUCGAGAGGGACACCUCCAAGUAGUCAGGCUGUAGCUCCUCAAUUUAUUUGUGGUUAUUGUAGUAAACCCAACCAUACAGAGAAUGAGUGCUGGAGGAAAUCGAAAAAGUGUUUGUACUGUGGCAGUGCCGAGCAUCAGCUCUCGAGAUGUCCAAGUGUGCUGACGGGAAGAGUUAGUACUCAAAGGUCAGAGAAGUCGGCGUCUAAACAAUCUAGUGCUAGAGGAAGUCGACCUAAGGUGUCGGCUAGGAUUUAUGCAUUAGACUAUCGGCAGGUUUCCGAUUCCACUAAGGUCGUUGAAGGUAUGGUUCUUGUUUUCCAUUACUUAACUAAGGUUCUAAGUGGCCGUGGUACGACACACUCUUUUACAAACUCUAGGUUCAUGAGUGGGGUAGAAGUGAGACCGAUUAAGUUUCCCUAUGACUUGGAAGUUAGAACGCUCUAG